Molecule: messenger RNA, 3200 nt
Organism: Phyllostomus hastatus (greater spear-nosed bat)
Lineage: Eukaryota; Metazoa; Chordata; Mammalia; Chiroptera; Phyllostomidae
Gene: ZDHHC7
Product: zinc finger DHHC-type palmitoyltransferase 7
Exons: 8
Coding region: 336-1262 (308 amino acids)
Biological process (GO): peptidyl-L-cysteine S-palmitoylation; protein targeting to membrane
Cellular component (GO): Golgi apparatus; endoplasmic reticulum
Molecular function (GO): protein-cysteine S-palmitoyltransferase activity
Source: RefSeq, a predicted model, not a curated record
CCGCACAGCCCGGCUCUCCGGGCAGGGUUCUGAGCUCCGGUGUGUGCUCGGCGGCCACCUCCCUCCGAUUAGCCCGGUGGGAGCGACCCGAGCCGAGGCACGCGGCCUGCUCCGGCCCGGCCAUGAGCGCGGCCGCAUGAUGCGUCCCUGCUUCGGCCCUUGCAGUCGCCGCCGCCGCCGCCGCCGCAGGCCAGGAGGAGCCGCAGCGCUGGGCGACCCCGCCCGGGCCUCGGAUCCUAUCACAUAGGACAGUAUGUACCUUCAGAUCCUGAAGAAAAGGCGCAAAAUGUUCAAGUAAUGUUUCAGAAUAAUUUGUGAGGGUGCAUCGGGAAACCAUGCCGUCAUCAGGACACCGGCUCCGUGAUAUUGAGCACCAUCCUCUCCUGACUGAGAACGACAGUUACGACUCCUCGUCCUCCUCUUCCUCCGAGGCUGACGUGGCAGACAGGGUCUGGUUCAUCCACGACGGCUGCGGCAUGAUCUGCGCAGUGCUGACGUGGCUCCUGGUCGUCUACGCAGACUUCGUGGUGACGUUUGUCAUGCUGCUGCCUUCCAAAGACUUCUGGUACUCCGUGGUCAACGGGGUCAUCUUUAACUGCCUGGCGGUGCUGGCCCUGUCAUCGCACCUGCGGACCAUGCUCACCGACCCCGGAGCAGUACCGAAAGGAAAUGCCACUAAAGAAUACAUGGAGAGUUUGCAGCUGAAGCCAGGAGAAGUGAUCUACAAGUGCCCGAAGUGCUGCUGUAUCAAGCCUGAGCGUGCCCACCACUGCAGUAUUUGCAAACGAUGUAUUCGGAAAAUGGAUCACCACUGCCCGUGGGUGAACAAUUGUGUGGGAGAAAAGAACCAGAGAUUCUUUGUGCUUUUCACUAUGUACAUAGCUCUGUCUUCAGUCCACGCUCUGAUUCUCUGUGGACUGCAGUUCGUCUCCUGCGUCCGAGGGCAGUGGACAGAGUGCAGCGAUUUUUCGCCUCCAAUCACUGUAAUCCUGUUGAUCUUCCUGUGCCUUGAGGGUCUCCUGUUUUUCACUUUCACUGCAGUUAUGUUUGGCACCCAGAUCCACUCAAUAUGCAAUGAUGAAACGGAGAUCGAGAGACUGAAGAGUGAGAAGCCGACCUGGGAGCGGAGGCUACGGUGGGAAGGGAUGAAGUCGGUCUUUGGGGGGCCCCCCUCCCUCCUCUGGAUGAAUCCCUUCGUUGGUUUCCGGUUUAGGCGACUACAGACGAGACCCAGAAAAGGAGGCCCAGAGUUCUCCGUUUGAGGCCCCUCCCGGCGUGCUGGAACUUGUCAGUGGACUUGAAAUUAUUUAUUCGGGGUCUGAAAGGAAUUGACAGCUCAUCUGUGACCGAUGACCGGCAGGGCAAAUGGAACCUACACAGACCAGCUGCUUGCAGCAAGCAGAGUCUUACGUGCCGUGUUCACAGUCACGAUGGCAGGUUCUCCACUCCGGUACCUGGGUGACACUCUCAUCAGUUUUCACCUGGACAGCUAACGAAACGGAUGUGGCCACAUGAAGAAGCCAAAUGUCAUUAUCUGCCUGCACAGGUAGGGUUUUUGUUAAGCAAACUUUGCAUUUUCUAAGAAGUUCUGUGAUGUUACAUAGGUUAAUAAGAUCCUGUGUACUGAGCUGCUUUUUUCAAUCAUGAAGAGAAGAAGUCAAUCCAGUGAACAAGAACCCCCCGACGGGCGGUUUCAGGGAGCUCCUGUGGACCCUGUGAUCAGUAGUGCGCUCCCUGGAUUGAGAAGGGGCGCUUACGUGAAGUACGUCUUGGUCUCCUUUAGUUCUGACACUUUGCACUGAAUUUGCAAAAGAUCUGUGCACCGAGCAGGAGGGCGGCUCCAGACCCACCCACACUGCCUGGGAAGAGGCGUUCUGUGACCCUGCAGCGAGGCUGCGCGUGUGUCUUUGUCUGUGUGUGAGUGUGUGUGCGUGCAUGCACGUGUGUUUGAAGUUGACAGUGUCGUUUGGACCACGUAACCUGUUAACAGCUGUGCGGCGAACGAGCUGUUUUUUAGAAACCGACGUUUCAGGGAAGCGGGGAGAGCUGCCCGGGACCCUCCUCCCGUGGGGUUCGCUUUGAAUGUAUUGCAAACUGGAGAAAAUCUUGAUCCAAAGAACCAUCAUUCCUGUGUGGUCCUUCGUUGCCCUCCUGUUUUCAUUUUACUUUAAAAAUCUUGAGUGCGUGAGGGCCUUGGAACUGACUUUUUUCGUCCAGCCAAAUUAGCAGUGUGUCAGCAGCACCAAGAGCUAAGUCCCUGGCGGCCUUCACGUGGUGCCGCUCAGCGGUGCCAGGAGGAGGGGCAGGCACGGCCCAGUGAGACACAGGAGAGGCCGGUGUCGGUCUCUGGGCAUCGCCGAGGAGGGGAGAGGACCGCGAGGCUACGUGCCCUGGACUCUGCCUCCCUUGCAAAGAAUAUUCAGGAUGGCAACGGCUUGUUUUUCUUUUCUUUUCUUUUUUUUUUAUCAUUUUUGUCUCAUUUCUCUACCCAUGUCACCAGUGAUCAAAUAGGACCCUUGGUGCAGAGCUUAAAAUUAUUCCAGAAAGCAAACAGCUCCCCUCCUUGGGGACUCGCCUUAAACUCGCCUGGUCGGUACGUGUUGGCGGGACUCCCGAGGAAGCCACCUGUGACGGUCCCAGGGUCUCCUCUACGCCUGCCCCCACCCACGUGGAGAAGAGUUGGUGUUUCCCUCCCGCUCUUCACACUUCUCUGUUCAUCUGUGAGCCAUUUUUGUUUCCGUUUUUAGUUAGCCCGUACCCUCUCCUAAUCAGGGUUUCUACCACUGCUGAUGCAAAGCCACGAAGGGACCUACUCGAGACACACUCACAGCCAAGUGAACAAAGCUGUAGGACACUUUAGAAGUGGACCAAGUCACUGCAGAGACGUGUGAGCUGUCAGGGGCGGGCUGUACCCCGGCCAGAGGGCGACGCAGACACACACCGCGGUGACGCAGGAGGCGAGUCUGCGGAGGUGGGUCUGCGUGUUCAUUUGCACAUCUGUUGUCUGGUCGGACAUGUGGACUGGGCUUCAGUGUGAGCCUCUUAAUAGGUAUAUCCUGUUCAUCAGUUAGAAAAAUUAUCCAAGUGGUUGAAUCCUGUGAGACUUGGCAAGUAUGUGCAAAUCAAGUAUACUUGACUUUUCAGCCUCCUCUUUCAAUGUAACUUUUAUAUAAAAUAAAGUCACCCAUUGAUGGUUCUCA